This is a messenger RNA of Paramecium tetraurelia, 6753 nucleotides long. RefSeq lists its product as uncharacterized. The transcript has 2 exons. The record is from RefSeq and is a predicted model, not a curated record. Lineage: Eukaryota; Ciliophora; Oligohymenophorea; Peniculida; Parameciidae.
AUGUAAUUUUUGAAGUCCUAUCUCACAGAUUAUAUCAAUACUUAUGUGUAUGAGUAUUUUGAUAACAUUUCCAAGGAGCAGAUUACGACUCAAUUGACUAAGGGAUAAAUUCAAUUAAACAACAUGUAAUUCAAGCCUUCCAUUUUUAAAAAAUUCAAUUUGCCACUUAUAAUUAAAGAGAGCAUGAUCAAUAAUGUGAUUAUUACUUUAGGGAAAUCAUCUUCUAUCAAAAUUGAUUCUCUCAAUAUUGUAAUAGAAAUACUAAAUUUAUAUGGAAAUUUUGUUAUGGAAAGUGCUAUUAAAUUAUAAAUUCUUGAUAAAUUUCGAAAUUCCUUAGUCGAAAAUCUCCUAAAAGGAAUGGCAGCACAAGAUAAAUAACAAUAAGACCCAAAGAAGAAGUUUGUAUUUAAUUUGAUCCAAAACGUCGAAGUUGAAUUAAAUAGUUUAAACAUCACCUUCAUAGAUAAGUAUUGCACUGAGAACUCCUUUGGUGUCAAAUUAUAACAUUUAACCUGUAAAUCCUCUCUGAAUCCCAAUCAAGCCAAAUUAAGGAACAUUGAAAUCAAUAACCUACAACUAUUUUGGCAAGAUACAAUUACUUAAUUAAAUGCAUAUGCUACUCUUGAAGAUGUGGCUGAACAAGACUCAGAAAAUCUAUCCUUCUAAUUAGGCAUAGUAUUCGAUUAGCUAAUUUUUAAUUGCUCUAAAACUCAGUGUAAUUCAAUUUAUCUAUUCUCUGAUUAUGUAUAACAAUUUACAUAGAGAUAAAACAAAUAAGUAGAGAGGAGUUCAAAUAAAGAAGAUGAUCAAAAUGUCAAAGGGGAGAUUAAAAAUAUUUUGAAAACCAUCUCUCUAUUAGAGUAGUCAACUGAAUGUUAAGAAUAUGAGAGAUUGUGUUAACUAGUGUAAACUUAAUCAAUGAAUGAUCUAAAACAAAUACAAUUUGAAAUUUUGAAAUACGAUAAGGGAGACGAGAUAGUUUAAUUGAGAAAAAAGAAAUUGGGAUGGUUUGGAGGGAUGGUCAAAAAUGAUAAAAAAAUGGGAGAAAAGAUUGUUAAUAUACUUGAUGAAAUAGAUUAAGAUCCCGAUUUUGAUCUAAAAAGUCUUUAACUCAAAUUUGAAUUGGUUGUAAACUCAUGCUAAAUAGGGUUAUCAUCUAAUUACAGGAAUUAAUUGAAUAAAUUGAUCUUCGAUAUCAAAAAUGUCAAUUUGCUGAUCAAUAAAACUAAUUAAUUGCAAUUGGAUUUCACAGUCAAGUAAGGAGAUGUUCUCUUGUAAUUCUAAGAUCAAAUCAAUUAUUUAGUAUCCAAAAAUAAAAAUUUUGAAGAAAAAUACAGUCUAGAAUUGCAUCACACAAAUGAUGAAAAGAAAGAAAGCCUCUUUAUAUAGACAUGUCCAUUCCAAAUCAUUUUUAAUCAAUAAGAUUUUGAAAAAUACUAUGAUUUAUUUUAUUUUUUUGUUGUUUCAGAAAGUCAAUUACCGAAAUUAACAAGGAAAGCUAAGCAACAAAUAAAAGAAAUAGUAAGCGAUAAAAAAGAAUAGGAUAUUUAAAUUAAAUUAGAAAAAGUCUAUUUACUCUCAACUAAUGGAAAGGAAACCUUUCUUUUUAGUCCAGGAUCCAUUGAUUUUAAUUAUAAAACUCAAAAUCAAUCAGUUUACGAAGUUAAAAUAUUUGAUACAAUACUUGGCUUUUCUGAAAAGUUCAAUUCAUCUAUUGACUUUAUACAUCAAUAAUACUGUUUCAACAGCAUCAUAAUGUCCAGAGAUUUUGUCAAGAUAACAAAUUGUGAUGUAGGAUUAGUAAUUAAAGUGUAAGAUAACUAGAUCAGUACUGAAAUAGAAUUAGGAGACUUAAAUUUUAAGAUCAAUCCUACUAUUUAUAAAUAUUUUUAUUAAUUUUAUGGAACUCAUUUUCAAUAACCAUUAAAAGAAAUGAAAAAUCAACUUAGAGGAAAUGAAGAGAAUUAACAAAAGUAUUGUAUGUUUAGUAAUGACUAUGUCAAAGAUUAAAUUAAAUGUAGAAUGACUUUUCAGGGCAAAUUCAUUAAUUUGUAUGAAUUUGAGAAAGACGAGAAAAUCAUGAAGAUAGAUUUAUAAAAUAUAUCAUAUAAAUAAACCAAAAUUAAAUAGCAAUUAAGUCUUGAGUUAACUACAAAUAAUUAAGUUAUAACUUUGGCUUUUGCAAAUGAGGAGGACAGACAAAUAGUUGUGAAUAAAUGUCAAGUCUCUCGGAAUGAUGAUUACUAUGUAUAAAAUAUUUUGGAAUAGGAUGGUAAUAAACCUGUAAAUAAUGUGCAGAAUUAAAAAUAAUAGUAAGAAUUCUAAUCAUUUUUUUAAAUAAAAUUAAAUAGUUUACAUGCUGUAGUGUUAGCAAAUGAAUAAAAACCAUUUAUCAAUAUUCAACUAACUUAUUUAAAUUUGACUAGUUUUGGAAAUCAAUUUAAUAAUAAAGUAACACUGUCAUUUUAGAACUUUGCAAUUACUAGAGAUUUUUAUUAAGAAAUGAAUAAUUUUGAAAAUUAGACACUUCUGGAGAUUAAGAGUGACAAAGGUGCAACAAUAAUUGAACAUCAAAUUUUAGAUGGAAAUUCUAUUCUUAAACUUACUCUUUAUUACUGUAUUCUGAACUAUAGGGCUAAAACAAUAGGGUCCAUCCUGGAGUAAUACCCAAUCGAGUUAAAAAAGGAUUGGAAUAUUACUAAAUUCAUUAUUAAUUCCUAUUUGACUUAGUAUCCUGAUCUUUAGAUUAUUUGUAACUAAUUGAAGGUUGAAAUUAAUAAGAAAUAUGUUCUGUAUAAAUAAAGUGAACUAAAAUCUAUUUCAUUUAAAUAGGAAUACAUUACUAUUAUGUUUAUGUAGGAUAGUUUAGAUGAAGAUUGCUUAUAAGUGAAAGGUAUUCCUAAAGGAAUUCUAGUCGUUGAUAAUCAAUCUGAGAUGACCAUAGAUAUCAAACUCUAUGAUGCCUAAGCAAUAUUUGCCUAAUAAUAUACAUUAUAGACAAGCAAAUUGAAGAAAAGGAGCACUAAAAGAGUACUAUUGUCUUCUUGCAAUAUAGAUUUUGGGUGGAGAGUCCUCUUUCAAAAAGAUGUGAUAAAACACUAUAUGAAUUGUAAGACAAAUCAGUUGAAAUUUGCAUUUGGUACCAGAGAUAUAAGCUAUUUGAUUAAAGAGAUUUAAAAAUUAUCAACUCAAAUCACUGAAUUCUAUGCCUCUCAUGACUUAGCAAGUUAUCUCAUUUAAUAUAGAGAUAAGACCUAUUCAUUGACAACUGGAGUUGAAUCCUAAAUUCAAGCUGUAUUCAUAGAUGAUUUAUUCAGUUAAUCAUUGCCAAUAGUUGGAUUCACUUUUACCCAACCACUUUGGAAAUUAGAACUAAAUCUAAAUGAUAUAAAUUUUCAUAUUAGAAAUCAAUUUGAAGCUGUCAAUUAUCAUUCAACUAAACUAGCAUGGGAACCUAUCAUAGAACCUAUUUUAUUAGAUCUCAAUCUAAAUAUUUAAAGCUAAUAGCCAACGAUGCAUUUAGACUUUUAUAUACAAGAUACUUGCCAUAUCAACAUAUCAACUGAAUUCCUUUAGAAUUUAUUUAAAUUCAAGAAGUUAAUAAAAUAACGUAAAGCCAAAGAGCUGAAACAAAUUUAUGAAUCAAUUAAUUAAAGUAAUAACUAAAUACUCACUUACGAAACUUAUGAAAUAUAAAAUUUUAGUGGUUUGUUGAUUAUUGCAAGAGGUCCAGAUAUAGAACCUAUAGAAUUGUCAAAUAAUUAGAAAUAAAUCAUAAGAUGCAAAGGAAUAUUUUAAUUAGAGUUGUUUGGAGUGAAUUCUACUAUAAAGAUAGACAAUUGGUCUUUUUAAGUCCAGAAAAAGAAAAUAAUAAAAGAGCAAGGUUUCUCAUUAAUUAUUGAAACAAUUGUAGAUGAAUUUAUGAAUUCUUCAAAGACAAUUAUUACUAGCUCUAUUUUAUUAAUAAAUUUGAGCCCUAUUGAUUUAUAAAUUAAAAUCUCGAAUUAAGAAAUUAUCAAUUUAACUAAAGGUUUAAAGUAAGAAUAAUUUCAGAAAUUUCAAAAGUACGAUAAUAUUUACAUCAUACCAAAUCAAAUGUCAAAAGGUUGGUUGUGCUUAGUUUAGGAUAAACUUGCCUCUGAAUCUUAUAAUUAUUAGGAUAUUUCUUAAAAAAUAAAAAAAGGAAAUUCAGAAAUAUUGAAUCUGAAAAAUAAGUACUUUAGAUUGAAGUCAUUACAAGAUCCUAUAAUGAUGGAGAGAUCAAUAAUUUCAAUUACUCCAGUGGUAGAAUUCAUCAAUCAAACGCCUUUUAACAUUUCAAUUGAUAAGCACUGUCCUGAAAUCAAACAAUUUCUGAAUUUCAAUAUCAUGUAAAAAGAAAUAAUUGAGGAUUGCGAAAUCAAUCCUUCAAAAGAUUACCUAUUUAGUUUCAAAAUUGACCGAUAUUAUCAAUCAAUACAAUAUACAUUUGAUGAAUUAAUGAAAGGGAGGUAAGUUUUGUUGGAAGAUGAAAAAUGGUAAUUAAACGUAGAUAGAAGAUAAUUAAAUGUAAUUUUAUUAAUCAAACCAACUGUAGACAACUAUGGAAGACAUAGACUUGCUAUUCAAUUUAAUUCACCUUACUUAAUUAACAACACAGAUUUAGAUCUAAUAUUUUAUCAAGGUACUGAAAAGAGCUUAGAGCUUUUGGGAGGGUAAAAGUAUAAUACUUCUCUUUAAUUGAUUGUGCUUGAAAACAUCUAAGAAAAGUAAAAUCUGGUUUUUGAAGAAAGAAAUACCAAUUUAAAAUCAUAGCCAGUAGUUUUGUCAGAUAUCAUUAAAUUAGAAACUAUGCAUGUCAAAAAGAAAGUAAAUCAUUCUACUUAAUUUCUUCCAAUUCAAAUAGAAAAAUAAUUUAUACAAUAUGGAGAUUACACAGUUCCAUUCUUUUAACUAUUUUACAAAUACGUUGCUUUCAAUAAAUUGGCUUCACCAAUUUAUAUUUGUUUUGAAGAUUAAAUAAUCUUGUUGGAAUCCCAUAUUAAAAAACCUCUAUAAUUUUAGAAUCAGGAACAUUUAAACAAUCCUGAUUUCUCUUAUGAAUGUUCUGUAAAACUGAAUUUUGAUGAUAUAGUUUUAUAAACAGCAAGAUUCAGCAUUAUGGUUCAAUAACAAUUUGUUGUCCUUGUUAGGUCAGUGAAUUUAUAGAUAAGAAGGUUUUUAAAAAUUACUAUUUUGGAGUAAAAUAAUGAAAAUUUUUUGAUUAUAGAUGAUAUUCAAAAUCAAAAAGAUUAUCCAUAUAUGGUAAUUAAUGAAUCGAAAUCCUUAUAAAUAUUAUUAAAAAGUGACAAUGAAACCCUAUCUUGUGGAGAUCGAUAUCCAUUAGCAAAAACUCAUUAAACUGACAAAGAAUUUAUUUAUCCAGUUAAUCUAAAAAUUCAAACUAGGAGUUGGAAUAAUCCAAUUUAAUUUGCUUUAAAGUUGGAUUAGGUUGGCUUAGCUGGAAAUCUUGAGAUUAAUGGAUAAAAGUUCGAUUAUGCUGUUGUUAAAGUAGGCAAUCAAAAAUAAUUUAUUGUUAAGGACUUUUAACAAGCAUGGUAAAGUUAAAUAUAACAAUAAAUAUAGUAAGAGAAAAUUAAAUAUCAUUUUGAUCUUAAGACUUAAAUAGUCGGCUGUUCAAUUUCUUAUAUUGAAAAUCUAAAAAAUGAUUAUAAAGAACUACUUAUUUGUUUCUUUGAUAAUAUCAUUAUGAUUUAUUCAUCGAAUGAACUUAAUUAAAAAUAGAUAAAUUUUAAAUUGUAAAAGAUGUAAAUAGAUGCAUAAUCUAAGAAAAUGUCUGAAUCAAAAACUAUUUUAUUUUCUGAGGUUUCAUAACUAUAAAAUUCUAUGGAGUUUGAAUUUAAAUUAAGCGCAGCAGCUUCAUCUUAUUAUUAUUUGGAUUUAGUUAAAAUAAAUCUUGGAAAUUUUCAAUUUUGCAUGGAUAAAGUAUUACUAAAAAAAUAAGAAUAAAUACAAGGCUAAUUUUAUGAAUAUUUAAAUUCUUAGCGCACUAUGAAAGAGAAAGGUAAUUACAUUUAUAAAUUGCUUAACAAAAAAAAAGUUGAAAAGGUAGUCUAAAAAAAUUAAUUGAAAUAGAUAAAUAUAUAUGUGAGAAAGUUAAUAUUGUGCCCAAUGAAAAUGAAAAUUUCUUAUUUGAAAGAUAACUAUUAAUUAGAACGAUAACAUUUUGUUAAAGAGAACUUUUAAAGCACGCCUUCUAAUCUUGUUAAUAGAAUACUUAUGUAAUAUGUUAUUGGAGAUUCAAAGUUUUUGUUUAAUGUGGUAAGUUAAUAUUUGACCAAUAGACUUAUGAUCAAUCUGGUAAAAUUAACUAACUGGAACGAGAUAAGAAUAAAAAGACCAAUAUACGAAUCAACCAAAUUGUAUAAGGUUUUCAAUAAAUAACAAGCUUAUCAUCAAUAAAAAUUAAAGGAAGCGAAGAAAUGUGAUUGUAACAAAUAAAUCUCUAAUAAAAAAUUUCAUAUAAUUAGUUCACAUGAGGUUCUUUAGAAGGGAUAAAAUAAAAUAUUUUUUAUAUGCGAAAAGGAAAUAUUCUUUAUUUAUUAAAACAGCAUUUAAAAUCUUUUGGAAUACUCAGAAAUCUAAUUAUUUUACUCUGAAGCAGAAAUUUUGCACCUAUAUAUAAUUAUCAAAUAAGAUUAACUAGCUCUAUUAUUUGAGGAUUAGAAUAAUUUACAGAUAGCAAUGUAAAAUUUGAGUAGAUUUCAGAAUUGA